CUGAAUCCCUCCUUGUCAUUCUCUCUCCUUCGUUCUUCUACUCGCUGUUUCUGCAUCUGUUUCGUCUCACAUACCGGAAAGUCUCUGAAACAUGUCUGGGGAAGAGGAAGAAAACGCCGCAGAGCUCAAAAUUGGAGAUGAGUUUGUUGAAGGCAAAGUGCUUAAUGAAACUGUGAAGUUUCAUUGAUUCUUGGCACAAGUACGAGCAACUUCAACAGACAUCUGAUGAUCCCAUGAAUCAAGUUUCUCAGGUAUUUGAAAAGUCCUUGCAGUAUGUGAAGCGAUUCAGCCGCUAUAAAAAUCCGGAUGCUGUUAGACAAUUCGAGAAAUACUUGCAAGAUCAAUUGGCUGAGUUUGAGUUGUGUGUCCUUGGCAACCUUUGCCCAGAAACUGUGGAGGAAGCCAUUGCUAUGGUUCCAUCUAUCAAGACAAGAGGAACGGGCUCAGGAUGAUGAAGCAAUUGAGAAAAUGCUGAAUGACUUGUCAUUGAUUAAGAAUUUGAAUAAAUAUUUCUUACAGUGGGUUUGUAUACGUUACUGUCACUCAUCGGAUGCAAGCAAAAAUUCUUGUGGUUUGUAUACAGAAACAUGGAUAAUAUCUAGUUUUUGUGACUCUAUUCUAAGAAGGAUUUUGGACACAUGCAUGCUGUGUAUGAAAGUGGCUUUGGCUUAUGAUGUGGUUAGGUGUUCUAUAGCCAUCUAUUUAUGCAGAUUGAUAUUAUACAUUAAGUGGUCAAGUGCAAAAUGAAGCUUUAUGUAAGUCUUGGUUCCUACGAA
This is a messenger RNA of Vigna umbellata (rice bean), 776 nucleotides long. RefSeq names its product RNA polymerase II, Rpb4, core protein (gene NRPB4). Lineage: Eukaryota; Viridiplantae; Streptophyta; Magnoliopsida; Fabales; Fabaceae. Gene Ontology annotation, molecular function: nucleotide binding. The record is from RefSeq and is a predicted model, not a curated record. Gene Ontology annotation, biological process: DNA-templated transcription initiation. Gene Ontology annotation, cellular component: RNA polymerase complex.